GUGAGAAUUACAGGACUUUGUUCUACACAAGAAGAAAUGCGCUACCAUUUGCUUUUCAUUUUCUUCAUUCCAAGCAUUGAGAGCAGGAGGUGGUCAGAAAGGCAGUUAUCUCUUCAAACUGGAAGAUCGAUCACCAUCCCGUGUCAUUAUGAUAUCAAAUAUAUACAGCAUAAGAAAUACUGGUGUUAUAAUGCUGGGGCAGCAUUUAAUUACUGCACGAUUCUGGCUUAUGAAAAUACUACGAAAGAUAGAGUAACAGUGACUGAUUACCCAGCUCAGAGUCUCUUUACUGUGACUAUGAGAGAUCUGCAGAGUGGAGACACUGGAAUGUACUGGUGUGUUGUGGAAAUCGGAGGAAUAACUGAGCCAGAUGAUCAUAAAGAUCUUUAUCUCACAGUGCAGUCAGAUCCUGAUCUAUCUGUGGUGGAGAGCAGUGUGAGUGGUCAGGAAGGGGGCAGUGUCAGUGUCCAGUGUCUCUACAGUGCUGGAUAUCAGAAUGAACAGAAGCAGUGGUGCAGAUCUAAAGACUGGAGGUGCUACACAGUGGGGAGGACUGACCCAUCCCAGAAUUCAGCAGUGCAGAUCAGUGAUGAUGGGAGAAGCUCCUUCAGUGUGGAGAUGAGUGGACUGCAGAAGAGUGAUGCUGGCUGGUACUGGUGUUAUAUUAGAGAUCUACAGAUUCCUGUUUAUCUCAGUGUCACUGAAAGACACUCAGAUCACAGCAUCAUGGCUGUGUGCCUCACUGUGCUUCUGCUGCUGAUGGUUUUGGCUGGUGUAGGACUCUGGAUUCGGAGAAAGAGACACACAGCAACAGAGGAAAAUCAGCUAGAAAUCAGAGAGGAAAACAUUGACCAGGCUGGACACACAGAUACCACAGAGGUAUCGUACAGUACAGUUAGUUUCAUAACAGACAAGAAGAAAAUAAAUCGGAGAAACACAGAAAGUCAGACCUGUUCUCCAACUGAAGAUCCAGUGACCUACUGCGCCUUAAGUACCAUGAAGCCAAGGACAGAACUAUGAUACACUUUUUCAUAAUUCAACACAAUGCAACACUAAAGGUUUUUAUAAGCUUCAUAUACUACUGGGAAUUUUAAAUGGAAGUUGUUAACCAUACACAGGGCAAAAUACUUUGAAAAAGAAGAGAGAAAACUGAGUACACUGUCCUAAAUGAUUUCAGUAACAUAUUCCAUCACAACACAUAAAAAAGUAACAUAUUCAGAGUACAUUUAGAAUACAUUUAGAAUACAUAUUGAUAAGGCACAGAGUCAUUUUUUUUUUUUAACUUUCUUUCUCGUUGUUACUGGUUGGCACUGUUCUUCCUGUAAUUCUUCUGUUAAUGUGUUUCAUGAAAAAUCAUUUAAUUAUCAUUUAAAUGAAGUUCUGAAAUUCUAAAUAUUUGUUUUCUCUGUCCCUAGCAGGGGUUUGAUCAUUCCUCAAAAGAGCUUAGUAAUGCUCAGAUAAAUAACCGGCUUGGGUAUACUUGAUUUAACAGUAUACUCAGUUUUUGGCAGAGCUCAGAAACACUGAGAUUAAUAACCGAUCAUCACAUUGAUUUGUCAGUCUACUCAGGCUUUAGCAGAGCUCAGUAACACUGAAAUUAAUAACUGAUCAUCACAUUGAUUUAUCAGUCUACUCAGGCUUUAGUAGGAAAUUCAGUGUUUGUAAAGAAGCCAUUUAGUUCCUCUUUAGAGUUUGUCUAAUGAGCAUGUUUUUAAAUUAGUUAAUAAACAGGCAUCGAUUGUGUUUCUUUUGAAGAUUUUUUUUUUU
Molecule: messenger RNA, 1767 nt
Organism: Colossoma macropomum (tambaqui)
Lineage: Eukaryota; Metazoa; Chordata; Actinopteri; Characiformes; Serrasalmidae
Product: polymeric immunoglobulin receptor-like
Exons: 7
Coding region: 37-1020 (327 amino acids)
Source: RefSeq, a predicted model, not a curated record